GUUGACUACUCCUUCAACUUGCUCUUCUCUGCGCCCAGCGCCCUGCAACACUUUGACCCUUACGCGGAUUUUCGUUACGAGUCGAUCCGCCACACUCGUCGUGCCGCACCAAUCACGUCGCCUGGGCCACGACGCGACCAUUUCCUAUUUUAUCCCUGUACACUAGUCUCGCCAUACUCGAGUCCUAUCGAUCACGCUCGAUCCCAACCCAUUGCCACUAGUGCUCUAAUAAUUCCAGACAUAUCGAACCCUCGACGACCAGCCCAUUUCGAGAGUUGGUCGCUACACCACACCACCCCAGCGGUCGCGCUCACGCCCUCCUACAUGAGCGACCUGAGAGAACGUCUCGCGCGAUUGGGACUGUCCCAAUACCACGAAGUGUUCACGGCCGAAGGCUUCGACACAUGGGAGACUGUGCUCGACAUAACAGAAUCCGACUUAAGUUCCCUAAACGUCAAGCUUGGACAUCGUAGAAAACUUCAACGGGCCAUCGCCGAAUCGCGCGGACAGUCUUCUGAUCGGCCCUUACCCAUCAGUCUUGCACGAGCUGGAAGCACUGCCGGCUCAUACCGCAGUGACGACUCAGGGCCAGAGGCCAAAGCCAAGCAGCCAGACUCUACCAACACUGCGCCCGGUGGCACAGGCGCAAAGCGAAAGUACCGGCGACACCCAAAGCCUGACGAACAUGCCCCCGAACGCCCACCAUCGGCUUACGUCAUCUUCUCAAACCAGGUGCGAGAGUCACUGAAGGGACAAGAUCUUUCCUUCACCGAGAUUGCCAAGGUAGUCGGUGAGAAAUGGCAGGUCUUGCCCGCCGAGGAACGCGAAGGCUGCGAACGACAAGCCAAUGGUGCAAAAGAGAAGUACUAUGCGGAACUGGCCGAGUACAAGAAGACGCCAAACUACGAGGCUUACCAGAAGUACCUUGAAGACUUUAAGGCGAAGCACUCGGUGCCUACUAAAGAAGGCAAACGUUCGAAACUGGAGUCCGAAACCAGUACUUCAACACGAGUAGGCAGCUACGAACAGAACGACCAAGCCACAAAUCGAGCAUUAAGUACUAUCCAGUCAGAUGCCCAAACAACACCGCAGCAGAAAUCGGAUCCCAUCCCGCUCAUUGGCUCUUCACGACUUCCAGCUGGUCCAGUUUAUUCCUCAACCUCAACGUCGCCGGCCAACCGCCCCCUUUCUGGCUUUACCUCUCCGCGCUCAGGCGAACAGUUCUCCCCCACUUCUGCCUCUCCACGGACCACUGGCAUGCAAAGAGAUGGUGCUUUUGAUUCAUCAGUACCCAACCCCAUUCGGGAUCCAAGGAUUCCUUUUGAUGCCAACCCAUAUCAUCAACCUUCUGCGUACAAUCUGGAUCUCCACCAGAAAAUCGCAUCCACACCACCGCCUUCAUAUCCUCACUCAGCUCACUACCAGGCGCCCAUCGACCUGCUUUCUCGUAGGACUCCGCGGGAAUCCGCGCGUCUUCCCCCUCUCAGCCACGAAGACACGACACUAUCAUCCGAGAGUGGUCAUAGCACGCAAGGAUCCACAGGGUAUCCUAUGACAGUUUACCCCGGGCAGACAUUACCUGCAGACCCGAGCAAAACGAUGCGCAUGCUUCCCCAACCGGUGCCUAGCAUGGGACCACUAGCUUCUCCAUUGGACCGGCCGAUGCCACCGAUACCUUCGUCCCACCUCUCACAUAAUUCCCACGAUUAUCGAAAUCAGGGAUCACUCGCCGUCCUUGUAAGAGCAGGAGAAAUAGCAUCAAGAGCAGCGGAUGACGACGUGAUGGAAACCGAAGGUUCGCCUUGAUUUUUUGAAUUUACAUCAAUGUUACAGUACACGAUAUGGUAGGAGCAUUCCACAUGGCUCGUUCCAGUGGACAGCAUGUGCUACAUGCGAGCAGCUGUAUCGCUGCACAACCUCAGUAAAGCCACGUUUGGCAUGCGUGUAUCGCACAUCAGCCCAGUAAGCAUACGCGGAGACGCUUUACGUUUUCAUAUGUUAU
Messenger RNA from Alternaria alternata, 2002 nucleotides. RefSeq lists its product as hypothetical. Lineage: Eukaryota; Fungi; Ascomycota; Dothideomycetes; Pleosporales; Pleosporaceae. The coding region runs from base 325 to 1806 and encodes 493 amino acids. Gene Ontology annotation, biological process: regulation of gene expression. The record is from RefSeq and is a predicted model, not a curated record. Gene Ontology annotation, cellular component: nucleus. Gene Ontology annotation, molecular function: protein binding. The transcript has 6 exons.